AUGGGAGAUGAGAAAUCGGCGAUCGUGAUGGCGAGUAGAGAUCGAGAGCUUCUCAUACCCGUCGCUGACUCCCCCGAUGUUGACGCUGCUUCCAAACCUUCUUCUUCUUCUUCUUCCUCAUCAUCGCAUCACUCAGGACGCGAGACAUUUUACAAAUUUGUUAGGAGCUGGGCUUCCAAAAAAUUCAUGACAGGAUGUGUCAUCCUGUUUCCCAUUGCAAUCACUUUCUACAUAACAUGGUGGUUUGUUCACUUUGUGGAUGGAUUCUUCUCUCCAAUCUAUGCCCAACUUGGAAUUGAUAUCUUUGGUCUUGGAUUUAUAACCUCCAUAACAUUCAUUUUUUUGGUUGGGGUAUUCAUGUCAUCCUGGUUGGGAGCAUCUGUCUUGAGCCUUGGGGAGUGGUUUAUCAAACGGAUGCCAUUUGUUCGCCAUAUUUAUAGUGCCUCCAAGCAAAUUAGUGCUGCCAUAUCACCAGACCAAAACACUCAGGCUUUCAAGGAAGUGGCCAUUAUAAGGCAUCCACGUAUUGGUGAAUAUGCUUUUGGGUUCAUUACUUCAUCUGUCGUCCUCCAGAACUACUCUGGAGAAGAGGAGCUAUGCUGUGUCUAUGUUCCCACAAAUCAUCUAUACAUUGGUGAUAUAUUCUUGGUCAAUACCAAGGAUGUUAUCAGACCCAAUCUUUCGGUCCGAGAAGGAAUUGAAAUUGUUGUCUCUGGGGGGAUGUCAAUGCCCCAGAUCCUGUCAACACUUGAUUCACGUGUUGAUAGAAAUAGAUCUGAAAGAAGUGCUGGAUUUGAGGCUGGUUUACAACGGCAGAUAGGCUUGUUGGCUUUGGUUCUCUUUUUCCCUACGUAUUAG
This is a messenger RNA of Dovyalis caffra, 858 nucleotides long. Lineage: Eukaryota; Viridiplantae; Streptophyta; Magnoliopsida; Malpighiales; Salicaceae. The record is from the annotation of a GenBank genome assembly.